GCAGACAGACGGCCAGCGGACGGGGCAUCUCACCUCGGCUACUUGGCCUGCCUGGGCCCUGGGCACACUAGGUACCCCGUACUGUGGUAAGUACUCAGGCAGGUCACGUAACGGCAACCUCCUUGUUCGUCCCUGGGGCUGGGGCAUGGUCGACUAUUUGUUGGGCGCUGGACGGCUUUAUUAUCCCCGGCCCCAUGCGAAGAGGUUUGAAGCCUCGUGACACAACAAUGACUUGACCAUUUUCUUGUGUCUCUCAGUCCCGCAGCUAGCCUUGCUUCCCAUCGUUGAUCGCACCCUUUCGAGCCUGGCCUCUCCCCUCGUUGUUUGUGUCAUGUCAGACAGCCAGCAAUAAGAAGAAGAAGACCUCCUCUACGCACCGCGCAGCUCGAACACCCAGAUGUUCUCUCCUCUUCCCUCUUCUCCCCUUCCUCCUCUUCCGCUGUUUUUCUCGGCAGCACUGAGCAAUUAGUUCCCGUUCCUGAGCCUCGCCUGUCCUGGUUUUGUCGGUAACUCGGCACUGCACGCUACUCUGUCGCCUUCUCCCUGCCUCGGACUGCAACUCCAUCGCACAUAGACAGGCCCUCAGCCCCGGUUUUUUGGCCAGAGCAAAUUCGCACCCGUUGAUUCGUCCGCCGCCACUUUCACAAGCUUGCCAGAAUCACCAGCAGACAUUCCAGGGCCCGUAGCAACUCCCAAAGCAGCCUUGUCCCAUCGCUAGACUCCUAUACGUUCCCACUCGCCUCGACGCCUUCCGAGGCUCACCGCGCCCGAACGACCCGUAUCUACCCCCCCGACGCUCGAGCAGGCCACCUGGAAAAGAGUUGAACAAACGCCGUCCAGCUCAGGGUCACCCCCUUUUUCUACACACGCCCCCCUCACCCAUCGACUUUCCACGCCGCCUGUCAGGACCAAAAGUUGCAUGUGACGAUUCCCACGCUGCACCACCAGUGGGACACCCACGACGACAUCCCUUAGCCUCCACAACAACGCCUCCCCAUCCUCACAUCGACUCACAAAGCCAUGCAGUACGUGCGCAACCUGUCAGACUCUGUCUCGACAGCAUGGAACUCCAUAAACCCAGCCACCCUCAGCGGUGCCAUCGAUGUCAUAGUGGUGGAGCAGGAAGACGGCACUCUGUCCUGUUCGCCUUUUCACGUCCGCUUCGGCAAGUUCUCGCUCUUGCGUCCGUAUGAGAAGAAGGUCGAGUUCAGGGUCAAUGGAAAGAAGCAGGACCACGCCAUGAAGCUGGGCGAGGGCGGCGAGGCCUUCUUCGUGUUCGAGACCAGCGACACCAUCCCCCAGAGCCUGCAGACGUCGCCACUGGUAUCCCCUGCGUCGAGCCCGCCGCUGCAGCCUUCUACGCCUGGGAGGGCCGCCACCAUGCCACCUGCCUUGCAAGAGCCGCCACUGUUGGACUUGGAUUUGGAUGCGCAGAGGGAUGCGGAAAGGGACGCCGACGGGGACCUUGACAAGCUCGCACCCCAGAGCUUCACGAGACCACCUCCCGGGCCCAUCUACUCGAGCUCAGUGCCACGGGAAAAGGGAAUACUUUCACCAAUGCUGGCAUCGUCCGAACUGGGGGGUGUUAGGCCCGCCUCAGGAGACUGGUCUUCACUUCGACCACAUAGCGAUGACAUCCUGCGCGAGUCUGCGCGCCACAAGCGCAAGGGGUCGACCCUGAACGACACAGCCGACCUCGCGGACUUCUCUGAUAGAUCUCACAGCCCCCCACCGUUGGCGCCCAGCGAGGCUCUCGAGCGCGCAAUCAAUCUGUCCAGGGAGCUGCAGGCUGUGAAUCUCCCCACCCAUGUCACGGAGACGGGCGAUCUUAUGUUGGAUAUGACUGGCUUCAAGAACAAUGAGGAGGAUGCCAUACACGCUGAGAUCCUUGCGAGGAAAGUACUAUCUCAAGAACUCGAGGGAAACUACGACAUUGGGGCCCUCUUCGGGAUUGAUGAGCACGGCAAUCUCUGGAUUUACAGCAGUGAGGAGGCCAAGGACGCAGCUAUGCGCAAGACAAUGGAGUCUGCUUCGGGUCUUCGGUCGCAGACCUUUGAUGCCGACGCCGUAUCUGACCCGGGCUACCAUAGUGAUGACAGCAGCCGUGAUUCGGCGACGGCAGCGUUCCCCGGCCACCGCCGUACCGAGUCGGACGUGGGCCACGGGAUGGACUUGCAGACCCCACCUUCAUCACCCGGAUCAAGCAAGGCCGGCCGUGUUGGUGGGAUGGGCGAUCCCAACAUCAAUUACGCCAAGACCCUGCGCCUGACUAGCGAUCAGUUGCAUGCCUUGAACCUGAAGCCUGGCGAGAACUCUAUGAGCUUCACUGUCAACCGCGCGACCUGCACGGCAGCUCUUUACUUGUGGAAACAUGACACUCCGGUGGUGAUUUCAGACAUUGACGGAACCAUCACGAAAUCCGACGCCUUGGGCCACGUGCUGAACAUGAUAGGGCGUGACUGGACACACGCCGGCGUUGCGAAGCUGUAUUCGGACAUUGAAGCGAACGGGUAUAACAUCAUGUACCUCACAUCACGCUCAGUUGGACAAGCGGAUACCACCCGCGCCUACUUGGGCGGCAUUGUGCAGGAUGGAUACAGACUGCCCCGAGGCCCGACGAUAUUGUCUCCGGACAGGACGAUGGCGGCCUUAAGGAGGGAGAUUUACCUGCGGAAACCGCACGUGUUUAAGAUGGCCACACUCCGCGAUAUCAAGAACCUGUACGGCUCGGAUUACCACCCGUUCUAUGCCGGCUUCGGCAACCGUCUCACCGAUCAGAUCUCGUACCGCACGGUAGACGUCCCGAGGACGAGGAUCUUUACGAUCAACUCCAACGCCGAGGUAUCCCUCGACCUCCUAUCUCUCAACAAGCUCAAGCUGUCCUACGUGUCCAUGACAGACGUGGUGGACCACUACUUCCCACCUGUGUCCACCAUCGUCAAGGGCGGCGGGGAAGAGUACACCGACUUCGCCUACUGGCGAGACAAGCCGCUCGACGUGGAUGAGUUCUCGGCUUCCGAGUCCGAUUCGGAUAACGACGACGCCGCACGUAGGAGGCCAGGCGACCUCGAGAGCCAGUACGCGGAGGACGAUGACGAAGACGACGACGAAGUCGAGGGUGACGGCCUGGCGGACUCGUACAUCUCGCGAGGCUCCUUCGACGAUGGGUAUGGCUACGCCGAGGGCGAGGGUGACGCCGAGGGCAGCGUGUUCAGCGGCGAUUACGAUGACGAGCAGUUUGACGGCGGCGUGAUGGGGAGCCUUGUGCUCGAGGAGGACGAAGCUGACGAUGAGGAUGACGAGGGCGAUGUCGGUGAGCCGCAGCAAGGGGAGAAGCAGCAGCAAACGCUCGCGCUGCCCAAGGCGGCGGCGCCGCCCAGGGCCCCUUCGCCCAAGGUCGCGGUCGAGGAUCUCAGCGCGGAGAUGAUCACGGGCAUGAUGAACCUUUCUGUGGAAAAGGAGCUCGAGCAGUGAGUGUAGUGACGUGGCGCGGUGCCCAGGUUGGGAGUAUUUGUAUAAUUUGAAGGGGACGGGUAAGAUUUGGUUGCAUACCUAAUUCGGUGGGCUUCUCCGGGGGAUCGGGUCAUCGCAACAGCGCUACAGUUGGUGUUGGCUGCAACCCGGGUUCAGGAGAUUGGUUUGUAAGGGGCUAUGCACAGUUCCGAAGUGCCGUUCACCACUAUUGCACAGCAAGGCGUCUUGGCUUGAAUUCAUGGGGGAUAAAUAGGAGCAUUAGAAAUACGCAUUAGAAGCGUGGAAUUAUCAUUUAUGGAUCUUUGGUCCGUAUGAAAGAUCGGCGUGGCUGGCUUGAACUCUUCCGCGGUGCUGCAUGAUUAUCAUGCGAACCGCCUAUGACGAUGUUGCAUGGCCCUUUCCCGUCCUGCUUUGAGGCGAGUAAAAUCGGCCGUUGGUCCUCGCGCAAAGUGCUGUCAGUGACGAUGCUAAGCGAUCAACACACGUCUAGUAGCAAAAACCCAGUGUCCCCACCAUCACUCAGCAUUGGCGACCUGGCCUCGAUUCUUGACGACGAUCUUAUGACCUCUUGGGGCCCAUCCUCCCCCACUUACUGCUCAAUGCCGUCAAGAAUAGACUGAAUGCCCAGUCUGGCUGGACUACUCGCUGUCUACCUGCGGUUAUGUCGUGUGUGCUGCCCGCAAUGCCGCGAGCUCUCUGGAACCUGUGCGUCAGACUCAUAGAUGCUGAGCUGGCCAGACAUUGACCUCACCGCCUCCCUUAGACUGUUCGAGACGACUCAGCAUCAGGCUUUUGGAACUGAGCUACACAUGAGACCCAAGAUCUGCUUUUGUUCAUCGCAUCCUAUCUUAAUCGAAGAGGAUCAUAUGGUGGCUCAGGUACCCCAACUCGCGCGUUGUGCGCCUCUACUGCUGGCUGUUGUGCUGGGCCCUGCGCCCGCGCUGGGUCUGCUGUGGCUCGCGUCGACUGGCCCGGUGUCCAUGACGGUCGCCCAGAGACCGGCGUUGUGAAAGCUGAUCGCGGGAUGCCCAGGAUGUCCCAUGGGUGUUGCUGCAAUGACCACUGGUUAGCUCCGGCGCCGGCUUGUCCGGGAGCCCAGGAUCUGGGUGAGACAUGUUGGCCGGCGUUGCCAUCGCUGCCUUCGGAAGUGUGACUGAAGCUCCCUGCACUGCCACCGCGGAGGUACGUUUCCCCCUCGCCCGACGACUUCGGGAGAGCACCAUUAGCCAUCAUUUGAUGGCCGUGGAAUGUCAUUAUGUCGCCUGGGGACACACGAUUGUAUGCAUUUGGCGUUGCAGGUUGAGAAACUGACGCAGGAUUGCGGGCGCCUCCCGAUUGCGAGGCAUUGUUAGACGCGCCGUCGAAGCCGUAACGGAAUUUUGCAGAUGGGUUCCAGAAAGAGCCAGGUGCGAGGUUGUCUUGUGCAGAGCCCUACUCCGCCAUAUCAACAUCCUCUUCCCCGACUUGCUCGCCAACCUGUGCGCCUUGGCCUGCACCAAAAAUGUCUUCCAUAGUGCCGCCCUCGACCCCAUCACCGCCGACGUCCUCGUCAUUCGGCUGAUGUUCCAUCGCAUCGACCAUCUCCUCGUCAUCGUCGUCGUCCUCGCUGUCAUCUUCGGCGCUCCGCGCGAGAACAUCUCGCAGCCCCCAGCCUACGCCGCUGAGCACGAACUUCUCGCUUGGUAGUCGCACGCCCCACUCUCCGGGUGGCACACGUGGCAGCGCGACCUUAUUCCUCUCUGCGGCUAUGCUUGCAAGAGCAUCCUUGCUGAUCGCUCCGCCGCCGGUCGCGCCGCCGCCGCCGCGGAACUGGUAAGCCAGCCGGGCACCGAUGGCCAGUUUUACAGCGUUGGCGGUGACCAUUGCAUCCCCGCCACUGCCUGGGACUGUAGCUGUGCCACCGGCCGUAGCAGAUGGCUUCGAUCCGGCGUGGGUGGUAUAGGGAUCGGCAGCCAGGUAGAUCGAGUCACUAAGGACAGAGGCCGUGUGUCGGUAUGCAAAGUCGAGCAGGAGAAGUGGUAUUCGAGACUCGAAGGCUGUAACACCUUGGGCGUUGAGGAGCAGCUCGAUUGUGCGUUGGUCGCGCGGUCGUGGGGCGGAGGCAGUGGGCGAUGUCGGUGGCGCAGGUUGGGAGGCUGCAGCCGCUGCUACUGCUGGGGAGCCUUGUGCUGCUGCUGAGGCCUGAGGCUGUGAUUGCGACUGCGAUGGUUGCGAGUUGGAGGUCACACCAUUAGUCGCUGGCUGUGUCUGGGAGGCGGACGGUUGUGAUUGCGACUGGGUGUUGUUAACAUUCUGAGAGGCGGAGCCGCCAGGUGAGGAGGAGGGCACGCCGUUUGUCUGGGGCGCCGUGGCGGAAGACAUCGUGGAGGAUGUUGGGUGUGAUGGCAACCUGAUGGCAAGUGGUUUCUGGGACAAGUGAGGUUUGCGACGGUACAGUACACCAGCGCCGAGCCGAGGCGGAAAGUGGAGGAUUGGUGCUGGCCUGACCACUGUCAACUGUCACCCACAGAGCGUGGGGUCUGAUGACUAAGUGUUCCGCGGUAUGAUUGGCGGGGCUGUGUGUGUAGAGGUAUCAAUCAACAAUAAAUUAACAGCAUCAAUAAAGCUGUCACAGGGAGAGGAGGUCAGAUGGAGAUGGAAUAAUAGGUCUUGCCCAA
Messenger RNA from Diaporthe batatas, 6131 nucleotides. RefSeq names its product phosphatidate phosphatase PAH1. The record is from RefSeq and is a predicted model, not a curated record. The transcript has 2 exons. Gene Ontology annotation, biological process: fatty acid catabolic process; triglyceride biosynthetic process. NCBI's taxonomy places the organism in Eukaryota, Fungi, Ascomycota, Sordariomycetes, Diaporthales, Diaporthaceae. Gene Ontology annotation, cellular component: nucleus. The coding region runs from base 1021 to 3474 and encodes 817 amino acids. Gene Ontology annotation, molecular function: phosphatidate phosphatase activity.